Molecule: messenger RNA, 744 nt
Organism: Exophiala bonariae
Lineage: Eukaryota; Fungi; Ascomycota; Eurotiomycetes; Chaetothyriales; Herpotrichiellaceae
Exons: 2
Coding region: 1-744 (247 amino acids)
Cellular component (GO): FAR/SIP/STRIPAK complex
Molecular function (GO): protein serine/threonine phosphatase activity
Source: RefSeq, a predicted model, not a curated record
AUGGCCAGCGACUAUGUGGACCGGGGACUAUUCAGCGUCGAGACGAUUUCCCUUCUUGUUUGUUUGAAGUUACGAUACCCAUCACGCGUUCAUCUUAUCCGCGGUAAUCAUGAAUCACGAGGUGUUACUCAGUCAUAUGGCUUUUAUACCGAAUGCGCCAGAAAAUACGGCAACGCCAAUGUCUGGCACUAUUUCACCGACAUGUUCGACUUUCUCACCCUCAGCGUCGUCAUUAAUAAUCAGAUCUUCUGCGUACAUGGUGGACUAUCACCGUCUAUUCAUUCCAUCGAUCAAAUCAAGAUUAUCGACAGAUAUCGAGAAAUUCCUCAUGAAGGACCGAUGGCAGAUCUGGUUUGGUCCGAUCCAGAUCCAGAACGGGACGAAUUUUCUCUUUCGCCUCGAGGCGCUGGGUACACAUUUGGUGGUGAUGUGGUGAAGAAGUUCCUCCAGGUCAAUAGCAUGUCUCACAUUUUACGUGCCCACCAACUUUGUCAAGAAGGCUACCAGGUACUAUAUGAUGAUAGACUCAGCACAGUCUGGAGUGCGCCAAACUACUGCUAUAGAUGUGGAAAUCUAGCUAGUGUCUUGGAGGUCAGUGAUGCUGGAGAUCGAUUUUUCAACAUCUUUGAUGCAGCUCCAGAGAAUGAUGUUCAUCGAAAUGAACAGCAACAGCAGCAACAGCAACAGCAGCAGCAGACUCAAGGCAAAGAUGGUCAGGGUACUCAAAUCGAGUACUUCCUCUAG